AUGAACAAAUUAGCGAGGAAAAACGCUUCAACUGAAAGGCAGCGUAGCGCUAAAAAGGGGAAUGACACCAAAAGCGGCAGUAAGAAAUCGUCCGGCGGGACGGGGUCAGCCCGAGGGAAGGAUAAGUGGAGUCUCACCGUGAGCACUCAAGUAGUGGAAAGCGCAGCAGUUCCUGCGCAGGGAGGAUCGAAAAUGGUAACACGGGCACAGGCCAAAAAGGACGGAAAGGGAAAUAUAAAGGAUGCAAAAGGAAACCCUAAAGUAGUGAAGACAAUCGCAAAAGACGCGAAGAGAGCCGCUAAAAAUGGAAAACUAAAGAGUAAAGACAGAAAGAUAAACGCUAAGGACUCAAGGAAAAAUGUGAAAGACGCAAAGCUAAAGGUUAAAGACAGGAGGACACGAAAAUCUAGCACCAUCCAUAACGCAAAACAAAAGUCAUCGGGUUCCCCGCCUGGGAAGAAUGCCCCUCUGAAAUUAUCUCUCCAAAAAAGGAAAGACUCAAGGGAAGUAAAAAAUGCAAAAUCUUCCUCCGUCGUAGCAACACGCCAUUCUUCACAUGCACGCAUGAAUCAAAAGGAAAGGGAACAAAUUAAUUUAAAGAGAGAUAAAAAAAAAGUUUUGGAGAUGACGGAAAAACGCAGCAACAAGGCUGGACGUGAAAAAAGUUGCAAAGCGAAAAAUGAGCAGCAUCAGUCAAACAAGCAAAAAAACUACACAAUAAAAAAAAAAAAAAAAUUAAACUGCACAGUUAUUAACGAAAUUCAAGUGAAGAAUAAUGUAUAUAUCUGCAAAUUUAAAAACAAGCUAAAUAAAAUUCGCAAAUACUUUUUCCCUAUAUAUAUGUAUGGCGAAGCUUCCGUAGCACGAAACAAGGCCAUGCUGCUGAUGAUUCACAUGCACACAUGCUUAUACUGCCAGAACGGGGUUCUGUGCAACUUCGCUGAAAAUUACACGAUGUAG
Plasmodium coatneyi is the source of this 960-nucleotide messenger RNA. RefSeq lists its product as uncharacterized. Lineage: Eukaryota; Apicomplexa; Aconoidasida; Haemosporida; Plasmodiidae. Bases 1 to 960 code for a protein of 319 amino acids. The record is from RefSeq and is a predicted model, not a curated record. The transcript has a single exon.